Gavialis gangeticus (Gharial) is the source of this 3734-nucleotide messenger RNA. It is a transcript of the gene PKD2L2, whose product is annotated as polycystin 2 like 2, transient receptor potential cation channel. Bases 1 to 2037 code for a protein of 678 amino acids. NCBI's taxonomy places the organism in Eukaryota, Metazoa, Chordata, Crocodylia, Gavialidae. Gene Ontology annotation, biological process: detection of mechanical stimulus. Gene Ontology annotation, molecular function: calcium channel activity; calcium ion binding. The transcript is spliced from 16 exons. Gene Ontology annotation, cellular component: membrane. The record is from RefSeq and is a predicted model, not a curated record.
AUGGUAUUUGCUGAAGUUGGUUCAAAACAACCGGGCCGCGGGCCCAGGGACGCCCCCAGCUUCGUGGCGCCCACGCCCGCGCCGAGCCCGCAGGAGCGGGCCAAAGCGCCUCUCCCGCCGGGUUUUGUGAAACCACGGCUGACCUACAGCAAAGAGCUGGAACUGAAAACAACCCUUCAGGAGCUACUUAUCUACAUCAUCUUCCUUGCUGAUCUGUGUAUAUUGACGUUCGGAAUGGUGAACACUGACAUGUAUUACUUGAACAAAGUCAUGUCCGAUCUCUUUCUGGAGACUCCUGUGUCCGAGACAGAUGAGGCUAAUUUUGACAGCAUAGGCAGCAUAACAGAUUUCUGGAAGUUUGCAGAAGGUCCCCUCCUGGAUGGUCUGUAUUGGGACACAUGGUACAACAACAAGACAAUACCCGACCCUAAGAACGGCAGCCACAUUUACUAUGAGAACUUGCUUUUAGGAGUAGCCCGGGUCCGCCAGUUAAAAGUCCGGAACAAUACAUGCUCCAUCCAUCCCCUUUUCACUACUUUUUUAAAAGAGUGUUAUUACAAAUACCGCUUUGCUGCUGAAGACAAAUCUGAUUUUGGUCCAAGGAACAAGCCUGAAUGGGUGUACUCAGUUGCCUCCUCCUUAGCACCAUGGCACUGGGGGUCCAUGGGCAUGUACAGUGCUGGUGGAUUUCUGUUCACUUUACCAAAGUCAAAGGAGGAGAGCAUAGAGAAGCUGGCGUUUCUCAAGGAGAACAACUGGCUCACCAGAGGGACCAGGGUCGUGUUCAUUGACUUCUCAGUGUACAAUGCCAACAUAAACCUCUUCUGUGUAGCCAGAUUGGUAGUGGAGUUCCCUGCCACUGGCGGUGCCGUUUCAUCCUCUCAGUUCUACUCUGUAAAGCUCCUCAGAUAUGUCUCAUCUACCGAUUACUUUCUUGCCUCCUGUGAAGCUGUCUUCUGCCUCUUCAUUUUUGGUUUCAUCAUCCAAGAACUUGUGCAAAUGAGAAGAAUAGGAGUGGAAUAUUUUAAAAGCGCCUGGAACUGGCUGGACCUGCUGCUGGUGGCGCUCUCUAUUUUUGCCAUUGCCUUCAACAUAUACCGUACAGUAGAGGUGUCUCUCCUGAUGGACGAUCUUCUGUCUGAUGCAUACGUGUACCCAGACUUCUAUUUCCUUGCCUACUGGCAAACCCACUACAAUAACAUGAUUGCUAUCAACGUCUUCUUUGCAUGGAUAAAGAUAUUCAAGUUCAUAAGCUUCAACAAGACCAUGACCCAGCUGUCCUCCACAUUGUCCCGCUGUGCCAAAGACAUCAUCGGCUUUGCUAUCAUGUUUUUCAUCAUAUUCUUUGCCUAUGCACAGUUGGGCUACUUGAUCUUUGGGUCUCAAGUUGAUGAGUUUUCCACAUUUCAGAACUGCAUUUUUACACAGUUCCGCAUUGUGCUGGGAGAUUUUAACUUCGCAGUCAUAGAGGAAGCCAACCGAAUCCUUGGACCCAUUUACUUCAUCACAUUUGUGUUCUUCGUGUUCUUUGUGUUGCUGAACAUGUUUCUGGCUAUUAUUAAUGACACCUACACUGAAGUGAAGGCUGACUUCUCAGUGAUACCGAGUCAAGAAUUUGAUGUCAGCGACCUCAUUAGGCAGAGCUGCAAUAAGGCCCUGGUCAAACUGAAGCUGAAGUCAGAGAUGGAUGAUCUGUAUCAAGUAGAUGGAGGUUUAAAGAGCACAAAAAGGGUCCAUUCUUCUGUCUCCAAGAUACCCGAUAGUCCCAAGCCUUCCAGAAGAAGCAGCAUGGAAGAAAAGGAUUAUCUGAGCUCACCACAGCUACGGAAGUGGAAGAAAAAGCUUGACCAUAAGUAUCGCUCUUCUGAGGACAAGAUGCCCACCCCAUCUCAGAGCUACAUCUCCCCUCAGGAUUUUCAGCAACUUGCAAAAAAAGUGAUGGAUCUGGAGAAGCAACUGGAUGAGGUUAAUGCAAAGCUGAGUCAAAUUACGAAAUCCACGCCUGAGCCAAAACACUCAGACAGGAAGCUGAACUAGCAAGGAACAAGAGAUGAAGCUUCAGAAGUCACCAGCUGUCAUCUCAGUUUUGGCAAAGCCCUUUUUUAAAAAGGCAGUAACCACAAGUAUCUGCAGAGGUCCUGAGGUUCAGUUCAUUCACCAUCCUCCUAAAGCCUCGCAGAGCCCCAUGAAAAGCAGCGUACACGAGAUGGGGUCCUCUCAAAGUCAAGCCUGUCUCGAGUACAUGUCCGACAGCGCAAUUCUAGUUUAAGGUGUUUACCAGCAGCUGAGGAACAAUCUGUUUCUCCUUGAGCCCAUCAGUUUGGGUUUCUCAUACAUGAAGUGCUAGAUUUUAUUUCUAGUCGAGGAAGGUUUCCUAUCCACAGAGAUAAAUGCUUUUUCAAAAUGCUUCCACGUACACUUAGGAAGUUUAAGUUAUUAGGCGUCAUUGAUUUCAAAAGCUUAAGUAGGAAACCAGGGCAGUAGUGGAUCUAUUUUAUUAAGCCUCAGGAUGCAGAACUGGAUUUGUACGGUUACAGAAAGAGGAGCAAAUGUGGUACUCAAAAUCCAGAGGAGAUCAAUAUCCCCAUACAACAAAAUGCAACAGAACAGCCGCCUUACAAGACCAGGCAAAGAUCACCUGCAGUGAACCCACACACCAACAGAUGCCGUUUGAAAACAGAUUUUCAGGAGGAAAAAAACAAAACAAAACAGCUAUUCUUGUGCUUCCAAAAGUGGCUGCGUUCGCUGGCCAUGAAAACAGAGGUCAGUUGUAGUGCAAGUGAAUAUUAUUUCUGAUCUCAAAAGCAGGUGAUGUUCUUAGGACUUUUUUUUUUUUUUUUUAAAACAUUUUUCCUUUUAGCCUAAUCCUAAACGUUAGACUACUCUGGGUUAAGUACUAAAUGAGACAUCAACCCCCCCCAACUUAUUAUUAUUUUUUUUUUAAACAGGACUUUGUUUUAAAAAAAAAAAAAAGCACGAAAGGAAACUCCUAUACCAGAGUAUGCCAGUAAAGGUUAAGGUACUUUUAUUAUAAAAGUCUAUACAAUGAAUGCCAGACAUAGCAAUGCAGUUCUAUCUGGUUUAGUUAUAUAUAUUUAUAUAUCUAUAUAACCAUAUAGAUAUCGUUUUUACUUGUACCAAAGUAAAACUGUUAUAUCACAAAAUGCCUAGUUCUACCAUUUAUUUAUUGCUCAACAAGGAUGGCACAAAACACACUUGUAGCAUAACUGCCGCCAUGCUUAUCUACGACACUGAAUAAACAGCCAAACACUGCAUAACAAACACAAAGCAGCUGUUAAUUCUGAAUUGGAACCAGUCGGAUCACUCACUCACUUAUAAAAAUAUUGGAAUCAUAUAGAUUUAAGCAUUAUAAAGGAGGAAUAUAUUAUUUAAAACAUUUAAAUAGUGCAUAUUGACAUUUUGCAUGUGGUAUAUAAAACACAAACAUUCAUGUACAACACUAUACAGUACACAUUAGUUUCGAUGUUUGGAUACACCCGUGUUUGAAGACUGAUAGAAAAAGUAAAGUAACUGAAGUGUACAUUGCACAAUGGAGCUGAAUAAAAUUGAUUAAUGGUCUCAAGAUUAGCUUAACCUCACAAUUCUCUAGGGUCCACUAAAAGUCCUUCUGCUGUAUAAGGCAGCAAACUGCCAGUGCUCAAUAGAUUUAGUGCUUUCCUCCAAAAUCCAACGAUUACUUGCUUAUAAGCAGAGUUAAAAAAAAAAAAAAAAAG